AUGUACUCCGUAUCUCGUUCCCUCCCGAAAUCUGACAUUACAAAGGGGGCGGCGAAAACGUCGAAAGCUCUCGAAAAGAAGGCCGAGGCGGAGAGGAAGAAGGCCGAAAGGCUUAGGUUAAAGGCAGAGAAAGAUGCUGCUAAAGCCGCUGAGAAAGCUCACGCAAAAGCUGUGAAAACGGUCAACAAGCUGAUUUCGAGCAAGAAGGACACGUUGCCGGAUAUGUUCGUCGAAACGAUAGUCGACAAGUCCGGCAAGCCAGGAGCACGAGAUUGGCCAAUACGUGUCGUCGAUGAGCUAGACCCGCCUAACAGCAUUUGCUGGACAAGACGCGUUAAAUCGCGGUACGACGAGGGCACCAGGCAGUUCGUGCCGUUAGACGAGCCGCUUAGCGUAAUCGAGAAUGCGCGCCUGCUGUAUCUACAGAAAGAACAUCUCCAGAACGGCUUAAAGAGCGGAAGGCUCGAACAAACGGUGCAGCGCCUGCGAGACGAACUUGGGCCCAAGGCACUGCUGUUCGCUAUGAUCGAUGGGGGCGGCCGAUCCAAGGAGACAGAACGCCAGCUGACGAUGAGGAUGAUGAAGUACCAGCUUAAUGUCAUUCGUGUGGAUGGGUACCAGGAUGCUGCAACAUGGCUCUAUGACAUGACUGCUGAUUUGGGAUACAAGCCGUACAGACUACUGGAGAAGUCACAUCUCCCGAACAUCGGGGACACAAACAUCGACGCAGGAGCUAACUCGCGGGAUACCUGGUACAAGAUGCUACUCCAAGUGCCGCGCAUGACCGAGUCGGCCGCACAGGGUAUAAUGAAGGAGUAUCCAACAUUUCAUUCCCUCAUGUCGACAUAUCAGUUGGCCGGAUGGCAAGGGGAGAGAUUACUGGAGAAUAUAUUGAUCACAAAACGAAAAGAUGGAAUGGAUCGACAACGCCAACGCCUGGGUGGGAGACUGUCGAAUCGUGUUUGGAGAUCGCUGACUUCAGAGGACCCGGACGAACAUUUGGCGCAGUUUGGACAAGGUGCUGGAAUCGAUGAUGACGAUGACUAG
Molecule: messenger RNA, 1047 nt
Organism: Dacryopinax primogenitus
Lineage: Eukaryota; Fungi; Basidiomycota; Dacrymycetes; Dacrymycetales; Dacrymycetaceae
Exons: 5
Coding region: 1-1047 (348 amino acids)
Biological process (GO): double-strand break repair; resolution of meiotic recombination intermediates; mitotic intra-S DNA damage checkpoint signaling
Cellular component (GO): Holliday junction resolvase complex; nucleus
Source: RefSeq, a predicted model, not a curated record